AUGGAAGUAAAAAAGUUGAUGGGGGUUGAAUUGAGUGAGGGUUGUGUAUGUGGAGGCAAGGGGGAGGAAUUGAAGAAGGCUUUGGAGAUAAUGUCGAGAAGCAGGAAACGGAACCCGAUUUUUGUCGGCGAUUCGGAGCCGGAGACGGUGGUGAAGGAAUUGCUGAGGAAGAUAGUCAACAGGGAAAUUGGGGAUGAUUCGAUUCUAAAAAAUGUUGAGAUUGUGUCAAUUGAAUUAGGGCUUUUAUCCGAUAAAAUUCAGAUAGCAUCGAAAAUUGAAGAAUUGGGAGGGGUGAUCGAGGGCAGAAUCAGGGGCGGUGGAGUGAUCCUUGAUUUGGGGGAUUUGAAAUGGUUGGUGGAGCACCAGAAGCAGCAGCAGCCGGUGGUUUCGGAGACGGCGAGGGCGGCGGUGGCAGGGAUCAAGGCUCUGUUAGCUAGAUUCGGCGGAGAAACCAAUAAGCUCUGGUUAAUUGGAACUGCAACUUGUGAGACAUAUCUGAGAUGCCAAGUUUAUCAUUCAUCCAUGGAGAUUGAUUGGGAUCUGCAGGCUGUGCCUAUUGCUUCCAGAUCGCCUCUGCCUGCGCUGUUUCCCAGGCUUGGAGUUGAGAGAAUAUUGAGCAAUCCGUUGGAGUCUUUGAAUCCGUUGAAGCCGGCGGUAGCGAGCCCUCUGCCGGCUCUAACAAGGGGCCUAUUUGAAAACCCGGGCGCUACUCAACUAUUGUCCAUUUGUCCUAAAUGUUCGGAGAAUUGUGAAAAGGAACAGGCGAAGCUCGCAGCUAUUGAAAAAUCGUUCUCCGAGGCGAAACAGGACACAGUCCCGUCUCUGCCUGCGUGGUUGCAGAAUGCUAAACUCAACGCGGUUGAUGCUAUAACGGAAGAUGAAUCGCAGGGUAAGGAUCAACAUGUUCUUUCAAAGCAGAAGAUGCAGGAGUUGCAGAAGAAAUGGAGGCAGACAUGCUUGCAGCUUCAUCCAAAUUUUCAUCAGAAUACUCGGCUCGAUAGGGCUGAUCCGCCUGCUCUGUCUAUGUCGAGCUUGUAUAAUCCUAACCUUCUGUCGCGCUCGCCCUUCCAGCCGAAGCUGCAGAUGGCCAAGCCUCUCGGGGCAGCUCUACAACUGAAUAUGAAUCAAGCUUCGAGCCAACCUGCGGAUCUCCUCAAUCGCUCCCCUACAAGCCCAGUCAGAACCGAUCUGAAUCUUGGAUGGAAAGGACUGGACAACGGACCUGAGAAAGCUUUGGAGGAUCAUGCUAAAGACUUCUUGGGCUGCAUCUCGUCCGAGCCACAGACUAAGUUGCUUGAUAAAUUCUCUAACGCUUUGGAUGCCGAUACGUACAAGAAACUGCUCAAGGGGCUCAUGGAGAAGGCGUGGUGGCAGGCUGAAGCAGCGUCCGCUGUGGCCUCAGCCAUCACCCGAUGCAGAUUGGGGAAUGGGAAACGACGUGGUGCUGGAACGAGGGGUGACAUUUGGUUGUUAUUCACGGGGCCGGACAGAGUUGGGAAGAAGAAGAUGGCAACGGUGUUGGCCGAUCAAAUGUUUGGGGUUAAUCCUGUGAUGAUAUGCCUAGGCAAACGACGGGAUGAUGAAGAUUUGGACAUUAGUUUCCGAGGUAAAACAGCUGUAGACCGGAUUGCAGAGGUUGUUCGAAGAAACCCGUUUUUGGUGAUCAUGCUCGAGGACAUUGAUGAAGCGGAUAUGCUAGUCCGUGCGAACAUCAAGAGGGCGAUUGAGAGAGGCAGGCUCACCGAUUCUCAUGGCCGUGAAGUCAGCCUAGGCAAUGCCAUAUUCCUCAUCACUGGAGAUUGGUCUGUAACAAAUCCCGACGCUGUAAGAGAAGGUAGGUUCGUGGACGAGGAGAAGCUUGCGUCUGUAGCAACCGGUGGCUGUCAAUUGGGACUGAUCGUUAGAGAAAAGAGUGCGAAACGCAGACCUAAUUGGUUGCAGGAUGAUGAUAGGUCAAUGAAGCCAAGAAGGGAAUCGGAAGCUGGCUUGUCCUUGGAUCUUAACCUCGCAUCAGCAUUCGUCGAGGACGACAAAACUGACGGCUCGAACAAUUCGAGCGACCUGACCUUCGAUCACGAGGAUGAACUCAGCCUUGUAAAUGGGCACUUCUCUGUUACAUCUGUGCCUCAUGACCUCGUGAGCAAUGUGGAUGAUGCCAUAGCGUUCAAGCCCGUGAGCUCGGCUUUUGUCCGAAGGGAAAUCAAGAAAACAAUCACGGUUAAGUACUCCAUGGCCGUGGGCGAGAAGGCGCCGCCUAUACAAGUGGAAGACGACGUGUUGGAGAAGAUCUUAGGGGGGCUGUGGCACGACCGGAGCAGCCUCGAAGAAUGGAUUGAGAAAGUUGUUGCACCGAGUUUCGACCAGCUGAAGGCGCAGCUGUCCUUGUGCGGAGACCAUAGCAACUCGGUAGUUCGCCUAGUGGUGGAGUCGGGCUCGAGCGACCGGGGCAAGAGCCACGGGAAUAGGACUAUUAGCUUACUAAACGCAAAGUUCAAAGAUGAUUUGUGUAGUUCACUUUUGACAGUACAAGUUCUGCUCUUAUAUAAGCAAAUAUAUUACUGCAAAGUUUGA
This is a messenger RNA of Salvia hispanica, 2571 nucleotides long. The record is from RefSeq and is a predicted model, not a curated record. NCBI's taxonomy places the organism in Eukaryota, Viridiplantae, Streptophyta, Magnoliopsida, Lamiales, Lamiaceae.